AUGGGGGACAGACGGGCGGAUGUAGCGGGGGUGAUAGACCCUGACGUGGUGCUGCUGGGGGAUGUGAUGGCGGCUGUAGCGCGGCUGACAUGGAUUCUCACCUCUUCUCUCUGGCGAGUUUCCUGGUUCCCCUUCGUUCUCGACAAUCUCCCCCUGGAAAUCCAGCCGGCCAAUCACAAGCCACCAGCUGGCGUGGACGAGGCAGAGGUGCGAAAAUUCUUGAGGCAGCAUGCUGAGCUGGACAGUGGUGGGCCGAUUGGGUUUGUGAUGUGGAGCCAGAGACAGUUCCGGGAAGCUUCCUCUGCUGCAAGCAUAGCCGCACAACAAACAGCAGCAGCACGAGUUGCAGGAGCAGGAGGGAUAAGGGGAGGAGGAGAAGGAGGGGAAGUAGGGGAAGUAGGGGAAGGAGGGGAAGGAGGGGAAGGAGAAGGUGAAGCAGCAGGCAAUGUAGCAGCGUUCAACCGAAAUGGGUUGCGAGUUUCGUUGUUUUCUGAGCCGAUGCCGCCCUUUUUGUAUGGGCGGGGCCCUCAGGGGUGGCAGUGGGUGCUUCGCCAGCUGGCGUGGGCUAGCCAAAGGGGGGAUAGUACUAGUGGUGGCGGCAAGGGGAGGCAGGGGGGCGACAAGGGGAGGCAGGGGGGCGACAAGGGGAGGCAGGGGGGCGACAAGGGGAGGCAGGGGGGCGACAAGGGGAGGCAGGGGGGCGACAAGGGGAGGCAGGGGGGCGACAAGGGGAGGCAGGGGGGCGACAAGGGGAGGCAGGGGGGCGACAAGGGGAGAGAGCGAACUCGGAGGAAGGGGGAGGCAGAGGAGGGAGGGCAGGGAGUGGAGGGCAGGGGGAGUGGGGGACUGGGGGGCGGAACAGGGGGAGCGAAGCGGAGAAGGACGGUGGGGGGAAGGGGCUGUGGGGGAUACGAGAAAGGGAGAUGGAGGAGAGGCAACCGAGGAGGAGGGAAGGAUCGCAUGGGAGUGGGCGUGGACAGGGGGGAGCCGACAGUGGCCCAUCUGCGGUGGCACGUGGCCAUGUGCCAUGGGCCAGGAGGAGGUGAGAUGACACGGUACGGGCCAGCCAGGAGGCGAGCACCCCUGUCUCAUGCGUCGCAUCCGACCCGGCAUCUGCCCCUGCGAGCUCGUUCAUGCCUCCUGCAACAGGGGUUCUCUGCUCCUGCUCCCCUGAAUGGGGUGUGGCUGCUCAACCCUCCUCUCUGCCUUCACCCACCCCUCACAGGCGAGCAUCCCUGUCUCAUGCGUCGCAUCCGCCCUGGUAUCUGCCCCUGUGAACUCGCCCACGCCUCCCGCCGCUCCUCCCUCCCCUCCUCCCCCUUCCGCGCCGGUCCCUACUUCGCCUGCUCCCCGGAACCUCCGCCUCCCCCUCCCCGCCCUGUACUCGCUAUUAGCAUGCCUAACACCUCGCUAUUGGCAAGGGCGAAAACAAUAAUGCCCAACCUGCUAGUGGCAGCUCUCGACCCCACCGCCUACCGCAUCGCUCUCCUGCACGGCCUCCCCGUCUUUUAUGACAACACCACUGCAGCAGUGUUUCCAUCAGAUGCACAAGGAGCAAACGGAGCAGAGGGAGCUGAGGGGCUCGGGCCAGUUGGCUGUGCGUUUAACAGCCACUGCUUCCGGCACUACACCAAGCUCAAGAGCCGCGCCGUGCUGCGCGUGCUGCGGCUGGGCUAUGCUGUGCUGUGGAGCGAUGUGGAUGUGGCGUGGUUUGAGAAUCCGCUGCCAAUGCUAUGGCAGUAUGGGGAGGGGGUGCUAGCAAUACAGAGCAACGAGCCCGACCCCUCACUCCCAGCCAACUCAAUACGGCGCAUCAACAGCGGAUUCUACCUCGCUCGCCCCGACCCCCUCACCAUCGCUGCUCUCACCGCUGUGGUGAAGCAUGCGGCACACUCACGGCUGUCGGAGCAACCUUCCUUCUAUGACGUGCUGUGUGGGGAGCACGGGGAAAGGAGGGUGAGUGAGUGCGUGGCUUGUGCUUCUCUCACUGCUGCAUCCACCCUUGUAUCUGAGGUGGGCUCUGACACGUGUCAGUGGACCAAUGGCCUGCGAGUAGUCUUCCUGCCACGUCAGCAGUUUCCCAACGGGGCAGUUUACCAGCUGUGGGGGCCCAGGGAAGGAGAUGCUGGCAGUGUGCAAGGGGAGGUGUUAUCUGGUGCUGAUGGCCGGGGGGAGGUGGUAUCUGCUGGGAGUGCGACUAAUAAUGCUGCUGCUGUUGCUGCUGCUCCCCCUCCCCUUCUGCACGUCUGUCUGUGUGGGGCCGGCAGGGGGCACGGAACGAGGGAGGGAGAGGAGGGGCAGGUGUGCGCCACGGUGUGCGGCGUGGUGAAGCGCAUCAACCGCCUGCUCUCCGUGCAGCCGCUCAAGACGUGGUGCGUGGUGGAUUGCGGUGGGGAUGGGUUUUGCUGUGUGGGCAGUGAUGGCAUGUCGGUAUGUACGUACAUGCCAUUUGUGGUGAAGCGAAUCAACCGCCUGCUUUCUGUGCAGCCUCUCAAGAUGUGCGAAGCGCAUCAGCCGCCUGCUCUCCGUGCAACCACUCAAGACGUGGUAUGUGAUGGGAAUGUGAUGACAUGCCGUGUGCUUCAUGGGUACGUGGCGCAGACGGGGGACGUGGUGGUUGGGAGGGUGACAGAGCUCGUGCUCAAGCGACCGGCACUGCAUCUGUUGAACACAACACUCUCACCCCCUCCCCCCUCCCCUCCCCCGUUUCCUUCUUCAUGCCCCCGUCCCUCUCUCCAUACUGACUGCAGGUACGUGGCACAAACAGGAGAUGUGGUGGUGGGGCGGGUGACAGAGCUCGCCCCCAAGAGGUGGAAGCUGGCUGUGGGGUCGGCGCAUGAGGCCCAACUCAUGCUCUCCGCCAUCAACCUGCCGGGGGGAGCUCAGAGGCGGCGCACAGCAGUGGAUGAGUUGAACAUGAGGAACAUCUACGUAGAGGGGGACCUUGUCACGGCGGAGGUGCAGAGUGUGUUCCAUGAUGGCUCAGUGGUGCUGCACACCCGCAGCGAUAAAUACGGCAAGUUGUCAGGGGGUCUACUUGUGCACGUCCCCCCAUACCUCGUGAGGCGUCUCAAGCAGCAUUUCCACAUGCUCUCGCCCUCGGGCCCGCUCCUUGUCUUUGGCUGCAACGGCUGGCUAUGGGUCGGCCAACCCCCUCCCUCCACCUCCUCAUCCGGCUCACCUGGGACCCAGGGUGAAGGGGCUAGUGGGGGUGUUGGUGGCGGUGCUGGUGGAAAACGUGCGGCUGAGACGGCUGUGCGUGUGGAGGAGCGGGAGAGGAUUUGUCGAGUGGCGGCGGCGAUUCGGGCGCUAGAGAGGGGAGGUUUGGCGGUGGAUCCGCCGGCACUGGCGAGAGUGGUGGAGUGGAGUGUUGCGAUGGGUGUUUCGGUGGCGGAAAUGGGCGAUGAGGAUUUUGUUGCGACUGUUGUGGAAAAGGAGGUGGAGAAGAGGGAGGCUGAUGCAGCGGAAGGGAGCUGA
Messenger RNA from Closterium sp. Naga37s-1, 3477 nucleotides. The record is from the annotation of a GenBank genome assembly. Lineage: Eukaryota; Viridiplantae; Streptophyta; Zygnematophyceae; Desmidiales; Closteriaceae.